AUGGCCACGGAUAAAGGGACCAGCCCAAAGAACCUUUCAUUCAUCCUCGAAGGAAUAAAGAAGGUCAAGUUUGAAGACCGGCCAGUCCCAACAUUGAAGGAUGCCCAUGACGUCCUGGUGAAUGUGAAAUAUACUGGAAUCUGUGGAAGCGAUGUUCACUAUUGGGACCAUGGCUCCAUUGGACCAUUUGUGCUUACUGCGCCGAUGGUCCUAGGCCACGAGUCAAGCGGCAUAGUUGCUGAGAUUGGCUCUGCAGUCAAGUCUCUCAAAGUAGGUGACAAAGUUGCGCUGGAACCAGGAGUUUGCUGUCGACGAUGUGAGCCCUGUAAGAGCGGGAAGUACAAUCUAUGCGUUGAUAUGGCCUUUGCUGCCACUCCGCCAUAUGACGGGACGCUGGCAAAGUACUACGGAUUGCCAGAAGAUUUCUGCUACAAACUACCUGAUACCAUGGAUCUGAAAGAUGGCGCUUUGAUGGAGCCGUUGGGAGUUGCUAUACACAUCACUCGCCAGGCAGAGGUGAAGCCUGGUGAUACGGUGGUGGUUUUUGGCGCUGGACCCGUGGGCCUGUUGUGCUGUGCUGCUUCAAGGGCAUUUGGUGCAAUUAAGAUCAUUUCUGUCGAUAUCCAGCAGGAUAGACUGGAUUUUGCGAAGAAAUACGCUGCAACCGGGGUAUACCUACCUGGAAAGAUCUCGGCUGUAGAAAAUGCAGAGAAAAUAAGGUCAGAACAUGGCCUAGGACGUGGUGCAGACGUGGUCAUCGACGCUUCAGGCGCAGAGCAAUCUGUUCACACCGGUAUCCAUGUUUUGAGGCCUGGCGGCACGUAUGUCCAGGGUGGUAUGGGGCGGGACGAAAUCAGCUUCCCCAUAAUGGCGGCGUGCACAAAGGAAUUGAACAUGAAGGGCAGCUUCAGGUAUAACAGCGGAGAUUAUAAACUUGCAUUGGAAUUGGUUGGAUCUGGAAAGUUAAGUGUCAAGGAGCUGGUGACCAAAGUGGUGGCAUUCAAAGACGCAGAAGAGGCAUUCUUGGAGGUGAAGUCAGGAAAGGGUAUUAAAACCCUCAUUGACGGAGUGGAUAAUUGA
Messenger RNA from Arthroderma uncinatum, 1080 nucleotides. RefSeq names its product xylitol dehydrogenase. Gene Ontology annotation, biological process: D-sorbitol catabolic process. The coding region runs from base 1 to 1080 and encodes 359 amino acids. The record is from RefSeq and is a predicted model, not a curated record. The transcript is spliced from 3 exons. Gene Ontology annotation, molecular function: zinc ion binding; L-iditol 2-dehydrogenase (NAD+) activity. NCBI's taxonomy places the organism in Eukaryota, Fungi, Ascomycota, Eurotiomycetes, Onygenales, Arthrodermataceae.